AUGUCGAAGGCAUUCGACAAAGUAAGUCAUACUAAGCUUCUUCAUCGACUACGCGAAUUUGGGUUUCGAGGAAACAUCCUGAACUGGUUCUCAUCGUAUCUCAGUAAUCGUCGUCAGCAAACAACGGUUCAUGGAGCAACAUCAAGACCUUUAGCCGUAACAUCCGGAGUGCCGCAAGGUUCGAUACUUGGCCCAUUGUUGUUCCUAUUGUACGAAAACCACCUCCCCAACACCGUGAACAAUUCAACUAUCGCCACCUUUGCGGAUGAUACGAAGAUCUUCAGAACCAUAAGCUCCACAUCCGAUGCAUCCUCGCUACAGGAAGACCUUACGAACUUUGAA
Messenger RNA from Paramuricea clavata, 342 nucleotides. The record is from the annotation of a GenBank genome assembly. Lineage: Eukaryota; Metazoa; Cnidaria; Anthozoa; Malacalcyonacea; Plexauridae.